Rhizophagus irregularis DAOM 181602=DAOM 197198 is the source of this 489-nucleotide messenger RNA. NCBI's taxonomy places the organism in Eukaryota, Fungi, Glomeromycota, Glomeromycetes, Glomerales, Glomeraceae. The record is from RefSeq and is a predicted model, not a curated record.
AUGUUUAACAAAUUGCUUUAUAAUGGGAUGAAAGAAAGCAUUGAAACAAAAAUUUCUUUUCCAGAAAUUAAUUCUUCUUCUAUGGAAAUUAUAUUGGAAUACCUUUAUACAGGAUCAAUUAAAGAAGAAACCUUAACAAAAGAUAAUAUAAUUGAAACUUUUAAUGCUGCAGAUUAUUUUCAUUUAUUAGACCUUCGGAAAUCUGUUGAAAAUAUUUUCAUAAAUAAUUUAAAAGAGAAUUACGCAAAUAGUUGUUUACCAGAAUUAUUGUCUAAAGUUGUAAAAACAAUGUCAUUAACAGAAGAUAAUAUUUUUCUAGAUUUACUAAUAAAAGCGAUAUCGGCUAUUCCAUUAAAUACUAUCGAAUUUGAUCGAUUAUCUAUUGAAGGUCUUAAGUGUCUUUUAUCCUAUACACAUGAUAAAGAAAUUCCUUUUGUAACACCAGAAUAUGAAGUUUUUCGAUAUAGUGCAAUACUUGCAGCAAAACAA